CCCUGAAACCCCACAACUCUGGUGGUGGGGAAGAAGGAAAGAGAGAAGGAGAAGAAGAAGCAGCAGCACAACUCUGAUAGCAAACAAAAAGAAACCCCAAAAGAGAGAGGCCUCCUUCUCUCUCCUUCCGUCGGGAGAAUCCCUUUUCUGGUUUUCCAUUCUUCCUUCACUCUCACUUCUCCUUCCCUGAUCUCUGUAUAUUCCUUUCUAUGGCGUCUCAACUUGAAUCUACUCUAAACCCCUCCUUCAAUCUCCCUUCUUCUAUAAUUCCCUAACCCCCUCCCACUCCCCCCAGUUUCUCCUCUCCAAUUCAGCUCCGCCCUUUUUUUCCCCAACUGAAACCGGUUCCGUCAAUUUCCACUUUCCGGAGAUGGAGAAAAAGUCGCCCAGAAGCUUCGUCGACGGUGGAGUUGGGUUGGGAAUUGUGGCCGCGAUGACCGAUUCGAGCGAUCGUCGUCACCGCGCUCGGGAUUGGACCAAAUUCUCCCACCCGGCUGUUUCGCUGAGAUCCAGUCCCAUCCAGAUUGUGUCCCUAGCGCGGCCGGCGGCCGCCAAUUUCAAUUGCGAUGUGGGCUUGUCGCGGCAUCCGCUCGAAAAGGAGGACAGCGAUGAAGACGGCGGCUCUGACUCUGUGGUGGAUGAAAACGAUGAGGUCUACACUUGUGUGAUUUCUCAUGUUGGUAAUGACGUGGUCAAGAAGUUUGUUUACUACGGUGACAAGGUUUCUGGGCUUCGGGACGACGCUGUGACCGUCUUCGACGUGAAUCCUGUUGCUGCUGCUGCUGCUGCUGCUGGAAUGUUUUACGCGUCUUCUUCGCCUCUGAUGAUGACCGCUGGUUUUGGUGGCGCUGCUGAAGGGUGGAGGAACGACUUCUGUAACCAAGAUUUCCUGGCUUCUUGCUUUCUCUGCAAGAAGCUGCUCCAUGGGCUGGACAUUUUCAUGUACAGGGGAGAGAAGGCAUUUUGCAGCCCGGAAUGCCGGGAGAAGCAUAUCAGGGACGAAGAUUACCGAGAGAAGAAUCAUCGUUAUGGCGAAAUCAGGAAACGACCACACGAAUGCUCCUUGUCUCCCUGCUCUUCGCCUCAGGUCUAUCUUGCUGAGGUUGCUGCUGCAUGAAUAAUACCCCUUUUUCCCUCCUAUAUCUUGGUUCUGCACAAUAUAUACCAAGUAAAUAACAGGAGCAAAGUUACAAACUUACAAUCGGUCCACAGCGCGCACCCGGGGUAAAUAACUGUGCCUUGAGGAUGAUGUAUGGUAUAGCUCUGAGGGUGGAAUUUUGAGAGGGUGGGUUAACGCAGGCAGGUAGUGUUCAUCUGGGAAAUGGGUUUAACAGCAAGGAGAAUUCAUUUUCUGUGAUGGAAAGAUCUUUGUCUAGAGAGAAGCUUGGAGGGAGGGAAUUGAAUUUUGACUUUUUGUUACUAAUAUGUGCUCAAUGUUACUGUAUGAAUAUGAAGUAUGAAGCUACCACACAAUGAUGCAGCAACCAGCAAUGAAAAUCAUGUUUAUAUAUCCA
Molecule: messenger RNA, 1514 nt
Organism: Linum tenue
Lineage: Eukaryota; Viridiplantae; Streptophyta; Magnoliopsida; Malpighiales; Linaceae
Source: the annotation of a GenBank genome assembly